Polistes canadensis is the source of this 1596-nucleotide messenger RNA. RefSeq names its product cAMP-dependent protein kinase catalytic subunit beta-like. Lineage: Eukaryota; Metazoa; Arthropoda; Insecta; Hymenoptera; Vespidae. Gene Ontology annotation, cellular component: nucleus; cAMP-dependent protein kinase complex. Gene Ontology annotation, biological process: peptidyl-serine phosphorylation. The coding region runs from base 502 to 1596 and encodes 364 amino acids. The transcript has a single exon. The record is from RefSeq and is a predicted model, not a curated record. Gene Ontology annotation, molecular function: ATP binding; cAMP-dependent protein kinase activity.
UUAACAAGAGAACAUCACUCGUGUACGUAUCCGUGAUGAUCACACUUUCGUUCCUAGAUUUUUUUUUCAUUUUUUUCUCAUUUUUUUCUCUCGAAAAACAAGUCAAAUCUUUCAAGCGGAUAAAAUUAAUCAAGCGCGUUGUUAUAAAACGAAAUAAUCAACUUCUCCAAUGGUCGUCCAUUAUUAGCCGUUUGCGUUCGUGUAGGCAGCAAGUACGAAGAAGAAAAAGAAGAAGAAGAAGAGUACUCUUGUAUUUAAGUACUAUUGUGCAACACACAUUAUUAUUCGUUACUGCAGUUUAUUUUUGUCGUCGCCAUUAGACAAUGCACCAUCGAUAUUAUUAACUUUCAUUUGUUAAAAAUAUUAUUUAUGGUUUUAUCUUCAGAUCGUUAAUAAAUAAUCUUUCGUAGCAACUAUACGCGUCAAAUAAAGGAAGAUAUAAUUUUUUUCCUUUCGCAAAAUUCAUAUACGCGAAUUCCUAAUUACCUAUAUUAAUGUUCAAUGUUCAAUGUUACUUGGUGGAGAUAUAAGUUUUCCUCGAGGAAUGAUAUGGAAGAGCAAGAACGUUUGGAAAAAUUGAAAGAAUACAAUAUUAUAUUGGACGAAUUGAAAGUUGUAUUUUUAAAAAAGUGGAAAGAAAAACAGGAACAGAAUGGUAAGCUCGAUGAUUUCGAGCAAAUUCGUACUGUCGGUACCGGUGCUUUUGGACGCGUCCUAUUGGUUAAACAUAAAGCUACUUCUGUUUUCUAUGCCAUGAAGAUAUUACAAAAGGCACGUGUCGUGAAGUUAAAACAAAUCGAACACGCUUACAACGAAAAAAAAAUAUUGCAAUGCAUUAAAUAUCCUUUCAUAGUUUUUAUGGAAUUUUUCUUCAAAGAUAAUUCGUAUCUUUAUAUGGUGUUACCUUACAUUAGCGGCGGCGAAAUGUUUACUCAUUUAAGACGUAUGGGAAGAUUCGACGAAUCAUUGUCAAGAUUUUAUGCUGCACAAGUUGCAUUAGCUUUGGAAUAUCUUCAUCAUUGUAGCUUGAUUUAUCGUGAUUUGAAACCGGAAAAUAUAUUGAUCGAAUAUACGGGUUAUAUUCGUGUAACAGAUUUCAGUUUUUGCAAGAUGAUCGAGGGUAGAACCUGGACGUUAUGUGGUACACCUGAUUACCUUGCACCAGAAGUUGUAUUAUCGAAAGGUUAUGGUAAAGCCGUUGAUUGGUGGAGUUUCGGUGUACUGAUAUACGAAAUGAAUGCAGGAUAUCCGCCAUUUUAUGCUAACGAUCCGAUGAAGAUUUAUGAAAAGAUAGUUACUGGCAAAUAUAAGCAUGCUCAUCAUUUUGGGGAUGAUCUCAGAGAUAUCGUUAAGAAUAUGCUUCAGGUUGAUCUAACUAAAAGAUAUGGAAAUUUAAAAAAUGGUACUGUCGAUAUUAAAAUGCACAGAUGGUUUCGUACUACCGAUUGGAAUCAGAUUUAUUAUCAAAAAAUACAACCGUCGUUUAUACCGAAAUGCGAUUCCCCCGGUGAUACCAGUAAUUUCAGUAUUUACGACGAGGAACCAUUAAGGAUAGACGUUGUCGAUCAUUAUGCUAAAGAAUUUGCGAAUUUUUGA